This is a messenger RNA of Theobroma umbraticum, 1703 nucleotides long. Its product is annotated as MLO protein homolog 1-like. The record is from RefSeq and is a predicted model, not a curated record. Gene Ontology annotation, cellular component: membrane. Gene Ontology annotation, biological process: defense response. NCBI's taxonomy places the organism in Eukaryota, Viridiplantae, Streptophyta, Magnoliopsida, Malvales, Malvaceae.
AUGGCUGCCGCUAAGGGUAGGUCACUGGAGGAAACGCCGACAUGGGCUGUUGCAGCUGUGUGUGCAAUAUUUGUGAUUAUUUCCAUACUAUUAGAACAUGGAAUUCAUUCCCUUGGAAAGUGGUUUCAAGGACGCCAGAAGAAAGCCAUGAUGGAAGCUUUGGAGAAAAUAAAAGCUGAGCUGAUGCUAAUGGGUUUCAUAUCGUUACUACUUACAGUGGGUACCUAUUACAUUCCAGAAAUAUGCAUCCCUCAAAAGAUAGGAAAUUCGAUGCUUCCAUGCAAACCAAAGUCUGGUUAUGCAGGUAGUAAAGAUAAAGGUAAUGAAGAUCAAGGUAACGACGACGGGGAUGAUGGCAGGAGGAAGUUACUUUCUUAUGAUCAAGAUCUAAUAUGGCGUCGAGUCUUGGCCACUUCCAAGGGAAAAGAUUCUUGCGAUAAAGGUAAGGUUGCCCUGAUUUCACAAAGCGGGAUGCACGACUUGCACAUAUUCAUAUUUGCGCUUGCUGUUUUCCAUGUUCUCUACAGUGUAGCCACAAUCCUACUGGCCAAGGCCAAAAUGAAGAAAUGGAAAGCUUGGGAAUCAGAAACUUCAACCCUAGAGUAUCAAUACACAAACGAUCCUGCAAGAUUCAGAUUCACUCAUCAAACUUCUUUUGUGAAACGUCAUUCUGGUUUCUCGACAACUCCUGGCAUAAAAUGGAUAGUGGCCUUCUUCAGGCAAUUCUUUGGUUCGGUGACCAGGGUGGACUAUCUGACCAUGCGCAAUGGAUUUAUCAACGCACAUUUUGCCCCCAACAGCAAAUUUGACUUCCAUAAAUACAUCAAAAGGUCAAUGGAAGACGAUUUCAAAGUCGUUGUCGGUAUCAGCACCCCUCUAUGGGUUUGUGCUAUCAUCUUCUUGCUUCUAAACGUUUACAAAUGGCAAACUCUCACCUGGUUGUCUUUGAUGCCCCUGUUGAUACUCCUUUUAGUGGGGACAAAGCUUGAACUAAUCAUCAUGGAAAUGGCUCAAGAAAUCCAGGAUCGGACUGCUGUGGUUAGAGGCGCUCCGGUAGUAGAGCCAAAUAACAAGUUUUUCUGGUUUAAUCGACCCCAGUGGAUACUCGUCUUACUUCAUUAUACACUGUUUCAGAAUGCUUUCCAAAUGGCAUAUUUUCUGUGGGUAGUGUUCAAAUACACCAUCAGCUCUUGUUUCCAUGAGAAAUUGUAUUUUGUUUUAGGAAGGGUUAUGCUUGGCGUGGGUCUCCAGAUACUUUGCAGCUACAUUACCUUUCCUCUCUAUGCCUUGGUGACGCAAAUGGGGUCUCAUAUGAAAAAGUCAAUAUUCGAGGAGCAAACGGCCAAGGCUCUAAAGAACUGGCACAGGGCUGCAAAGAAGAGAAACAAGAAGAAAACAGCAGGAGGAGGGGCUGAUGGGUUUUCAGGGAUCGCGAGCGGGGAAACCACACCGAGCCAAGGUACAUCGCCCUUGCACUUGCUACACCAUCACGGACAGAGGUCCAGCCAAGCAGACUUGGAUAGCGUUCGUAAUUCCCCUGUUUCCUAUUCUUACCCGUCGGACACCGAUCCCUCCGAUAUCGAGGGUUCCGCCCAUGCUCGCCAAGCUCAAGAAACAAGAAAACUUGAACAUCAAGGGAAACCAACAGAUCAUAGCAUUGAUUUUACCUUCGUCAAGCCUUAAAAUAUUAAUUGGAGCUCAGA